Molecule: messenger RNA, 2149 nt
Organism: Arvicanthis niloticus (Nile rat)
Lineage: Eukaryota; Metazoa; Chordata; Mammalia; Rodentia; Muridae
Source: RefSeq, a predicted model, not a curated record
AUUUCUUCUGCAUCCUGUGUCUUGCCUAUUCAGUGCCUGUCUACUCAUAGGCAACACUUUCUGGUGCUUGACUGAAGUUCUCUGAGGCCAGGAGGAACUGUGGAUAUCCAGACAGUUCGGGCAAGCCAACCAGAUGAGUGGGGACUGGGUGCGUCCAGAACAGGCCCUAAUUUGGGUCAUGUGGAUCUUUGCAGCCAUCAUCAAGGGGUCUGUGAGUGAAGAGCCACGUAGGUAUACCAAGCUGGGAUGGGUGCAGGGGAAGCAAGCCACCGUGCUGGGAAGACUCGAACCCGUGAAUGUGUUUCUUGGGAUCCCUUUUGCUGCACCCCCUCUUGGACUUCUGCGGUUUUCCAAUCCACAGCCUCCAAUCCCCUGGGAUAACUUUCGAGAAGCUACUACCUAUCCCAAUAUGUGCUUUCAGAACAUAGAGUGGUUCAUCAUAUACCAAAAACUGCUCCAAGUCCGUUACCCUAAACUUGAAGUGUCAGAGGACUGCCUGUACCUCAACAUUUAUGCACCAGCCCAUGCCAAUAAUGGCUCCAGUCUCCCGGUCAUGAUGUGGAUACCCGGCGGUGGCUUUGAGACUGGCUCAGCCUCCAUCUAUGAUGGGUCUGCCCUGGCUGCCUAUGAGGAUGUGUUGGUUGUGACCAUCCAGUACCGCCUAGGCAUAUUUGGCUUCUUCAACACACAGAACCAGCAUGCCCCUGGGAAUUGGGCCUUCCAGGACCAGCUGGCUGCCUUGCUGUGGGUCAGGGAGAACAUCAAGUACUUCGGUGGAAACCCUGACUCUGUGACCAUCUUUGGUAGUUCAGCAGGAGCCAUAAGCAUUUCUAGCCUUAUUCUGUCUCCUUUGAGCAAGGGCUUAUUCCACAGAGCCAUCAUGCAGAGUGGAGUGGCCAUCAUCCCCAGCCUGAAGAGCCUUGAUAAUGAGCUGAAACAUGAUUUGCAGGUGGUUGCGGAUAUCUGUAAGUGCAAUGUAUCAGACUCUGAGGCUUUGCUGGGAUGCCUGAGGAACAAGUCUUCUCUGGAGUUGCUGGGCCUUGGCCAGAAAGUAAAAUCAUUCACUCGAGUGAUCGACGGUUCUUUCUUUCGUGAUGAACCUCUAGAACUGUUGUCUCAAAAGACAUUUAAAGCAGUUCCUUCCAUUAUUGGAGUCAAUAACCAGGAGUGUGGCUACCUAUUGCCCGUGAGGGACACUCCUGAGAUUCUCCUUGGCUCCAAUGAGUCUACUGCUCUCACCUUGAUACAUAUUUUGCUGCAUGUCCCCACCCAGUAUUUGCACGUUGUGUCUAAGGAGUACUUCCAUGGCAAGCAUUCUCUGACUGACAUCCGAGACACUUUAUUGGACUUGUUUGGAGAUGUGUUCUUUGUGGUUCCUGGGCUGGUCACAGCUCGAUAUCACAGAGAUGCUGGUGGACCUGUCUAUUUUUAUGAAUUUCAGCACCGACCCCACUGCUUUGAAAAGACAAGGCCGGCCUUCGUGAAGGCUGACCACACAGACGAAAUCCGCUUUGUCUUUGGAGGCCCUUUCCUGAAGGGUGACAUAGUCAUGUUUGAGGAAGCCACUGAGGAAGAGAAGUUGCUAAGCAGGAAGAUGAUGAAAUACUGGACUAACUUUGCCAGGAGCGGGGAUCCUAAUGGGGACCUGCCUCUGUGGCCAGUCUACGAUCAGAAUGAACAGUACCUCAAGCUGGAUGUGAACAUCAGCACUGGCCAGAGACUGAAAGACCGGAGAGUGGAAUUUUGGACAGACACCCUCCCCCUGAUUAUGUCUGCUUCCAGAGCGCUGCUCAGUCCCACUGUCUCCUUAAUCCUCUUUUCACUACUGCUGCCUUUCCUUCUCUCCCUUGCUUCUUAGAAGUCAUCCUCGUUUGGUUCUGAUUUUCUUCUAUCUAACUUUCUCCCUCAGCCAUUAUCCCCGCUCCCAGUUGAGCUGCUUUCCUGGGGAUUUCUGUGCGCUAAUCUGCUUUAGCUGAUGUUUUAUGGGCUUAGGGAUGAACCUCAUAAAAUUCUUUUCAACAUCAAAAAAAUUCAAUUUGUCUUGGAAGGUAAUGAAAUUUUCUCAAUGAGUCUGGAGGAGGGCUGGUCCAUUACUUGUCAUAUAAUGAUCCCAUUACUCAUAUGAAAUAAAAUCAGAAUGCAAAAUGUA